AUGCCAGGACUCAGCACCCCAAAGCAACCGGAGAUGUUGAAUCUUGCCAACGCCAGUGUCAAGGACCUUCUUCACGCCCUCGAUAUCCGCGCGGUAACUAGUGUUCAGCUCGUCUCGUGUUAUUUUCACCGAAUCGGAUCCUUCGACUGCCGCGGCCCUUCAUUGAACUCAGUGUGUGUUCUGAACUUCAACGCCUUGGAGGAGGCACAGGAAUCGGACGAUUAUCGUGCAAGUGGCCGACCGCCACGCCCACUCGAGGGAAUCCCCUUCACGGUCAAAGACAGCUUCUUGGUUAAAGAUAUGACAGUUGCAGCUGGGUCUCCCGCCUUUGCUGAUCUGAUGUCGACCCAGGAUGCAGCUGUUGUUACCAUGCUCCGGAAUGCCGGAGCUGUGGUGAUUGGCAAGACGAACAUGCCAGCAAUGGCAGAUGGCGGACCACAGCGAGGUCUGUACGGCAGGGCAGAAAGUCCUUACAAUAUGAAGUAUUCCACUACUGCCUAUGCAUCUGGUUCCUCCAAUGGCUGCGGAACAUCUACCACAGCCAGCUUUGCGGCAUUUGGCUUGGCUGGAGAGACCGUUUCCUCUGGUCGCUCGCCUGCCUCGAACAAUGCACUCGUUGGGUACUCGCCUUCCAGGUGCAUGAUACCCAACAGAGGCCAAUGGCCGCUUUAUCCGACAUGCGAUGUCAUCGUUCCUCAUGCAAGGUCAAUGGAAGAUUUGUUCUUUGUGCUCAAUGUCAUUGCAACCGAUGACCCAGAUGCCGCAGAAGGAAUCGACUUCUGGAGGAAUCAAGCGUUUGUUCCAAUCCCGAGAGUCGCCGAAGUUCGCCCAAAAAGCUAUCACAACCUAGCAGACCUAAACUCUCUGGCGGGAAAACGUAUUGCUGUUCCCCGAUGCUUCAUUGGCGCACCGUCCGCAAGGCCAUACCACGUGUGCACUGAGCCAGUACAACAACUUUGGCAGAAGGCUAAGGCCACACUGGAGUCCCUUGGGGCGACGGUCAUUGAAGCAGACUUCCCCCUACUCGAGCGAUACAUGAAACAGGACUUCCCGGGACAAAGUUGCAAUGUACCUGGGAUAUCCAAUGAGUGGACCAGUGUUGAGCGUUGUAAAAUGAUUGCAACAGCAUGGGACGACUUCCUCCGCAUCAACAGCGAUGAAAACUGUUCGAACCUUCUCGCAUCCGAUCCUCACAAUAUCCACCCUCACGUUGCGCCUAUGGACGAUCCUUCAAACCACACCGAGGCACAAAACCAAGUUCGAUACCCAGAGAUGUUUGACUCCGUGAGGGAUAGGCAUCACACACUCUAUACUCUUCCUGGAGUCGCAGAGGCAGCAAAAGCCUUAGAAGACAUGCGGAAGAAGGAGUUCGAAGAUUGGAUGGACCUUCAUGCUUUCGACCUCCUCGCAUUUCCCACAAAUGGCGAUGUUGCUGCAGCAAAUUCCGACGAGGAUCUCGAGUCGAUGAUCCACGCUCUUCAAGAUGGUGUAAAAUACGCCAACGGGGGUCGAGCCAUGAAGCAUUGUGGGAUUCCGUGCAUAACACUUCCCAUGGGCACAUUGCAAGACCAAAAGAUUCCCGUGGGUGUGACUUUUGCAUGUAGAGCAUACUCGGAUAAUGACAUGCUCCGAUGCGCGUAUGCAUAUGAGGCAGCUUCACAGGCUCGGACCGCCCCUAAUUUGACGCCGUCUAUUCCAUCAGAUCACAUACCGCUUGUGCCUUCGGGCGCAGGAGAUUCAACGGCCAAGCCAAUCCUUGAUGUAUCCUCAAAAUGGGCCCCAAUGGAAGUGUCUGAGGACAAUAUUCAUGGUCAAAUAUCCUUGGAGGGUACUGUACGAUCAAGCGACCCUAAAGUUGACGUGGGCUCUGUCAGAAUCUUUGUCGACGGCGUUAAGCUAUCAGAAAUUUCUCCUCAAGGCGAGAAGUGGAAAUGGGAAAGUCGCCUUUCUCGGCCUAAAGUUGUCGACCGUUUCCCGACAAUGGCCAAGGUUCCCAAGGAUCACCACCUCGUGCUCAUCGUGGCUAAUCUGACAAACGGAAGAAGUGCGGCGUCCAUGUUGCUCGUAGACUAG
Messenger RNA from Penicillium salamii, 2073 nucleotides. The record is from the annotation of a GenBank genome assembly. Lineage: Eukaryota; Fungi; Ascomycota; Eurotiomycetes; Eurotiales; Aspergillaceae.